This is a messenger RNA of Fulvia fulva, 1845 nucleotides long. RefSeq names its product Repressible alkaline phosphatase. Gene Ontology annotation, cellular component: fungal-type vacuole membrane. The record is from RefSeq and is a predicted model, not a curated record. NCBI's taxonomy places the organism in Eukaryota, Fungi, Ascomycota, Dothideomycetes, Mycosphaerellales, Mycosphaerellaceae. Gene Ontology annotation, biological process: dephosphorylation. The coding region runs from base 1 to 1845 and encodes 614 amino acids. The transcript has 3 exons. Gene Ontology annotation, molecular function: alkaline phosphatase activity.
AUGACCAGCACCUCCCGAGGCGAGGAACCACUUCUCGCUCAACGUCCUUCCUCCCAAAACUCCGGCGAAGACGGCAUAGAAGAGGAGGAUGCACUUCUCACCGGGCAGAGAACGAACAAAGUAGAGCCCACAUCCUCUAAGAGCCGGAAAUGGCGGGAGAUAGGACUGUUCGUCUGGGCUCUGAUUGCAACUGCUGCCGUGGUCAUAUUGGCUGUGGUAUAUCAGCAUCACCUCCAGACUGGAGGAGGGGAUGAUGACGGCCCGGGAGAAGGGCCACCGAGCAAGGGUAACUCGACGGGAUCGGGGAAGAAGAACCUCAUCUUUAUGGUUUCUGAUGGUAUGGGACCUACGUCUUUGACGUUGACGAGGAGUUGGAGGCAGUAUACGGAGCAGCUUCCGUGGGAAGAGACGUUGAUUCUCGAUGAUCACCUCAUUGGUCAGAGCAGGACGAGGUCAAGUUCGAGCUUGGUCACGGACAGUGCAGCAGGUGCCACGGCCUUCAGCUGCGGAGACAAGAGCUACAACGGCGCGAUCAGCGUGCUACCGAACUUCGAACCCUGCGGAAGCGUCAUGGAGGCUGCCAAAAGGAUGGGCUACACCACUGGGCUGGUCGUCACGACUCGUAUCACGGACGCAACGCCUGCGGUCUUUGCCAGUCACGUUAGGCGACGGGAGAUGGAGGAUGAGAUUGCGUUGCAGAUGAUCGGCGAGACACAUCCGCUGGGCAGAAUGGUGGACUUGAUGAUUGGUGGUGGACGGUGCCAUUUCUUGCCGAACACGACGGAGGGGAGCUGCAGACAUGAUGAUGUGGAUGUGGUCAAGGUUGCUGGCAAGAAGCAUGGGUGGCAUUAUAUCGACAACCGGGGUGAUUUUGACGAUUUGGGGACGAGCGCUGAGCUCCCACUGUUGGCACUCCUCGCGGAAACGGACAUUCCCUACGAGAUCGAUCGCCAGCAUCAGAGUAAGAUCUACCCCAGCCUCGAGGAGACCACCAAGACUGCCCUCAAGAUCUUGGAAGCAGCGACCAAGGACAGCGACAAAGGCUUCUUCGUCAUGAUUGAAGGCUCUCGUAUUGAUCAUGCCGGCCACGCCAACGACCCAGCAGCCCAAGUCCGCGAAGUUCUCGCGUACGACCACGCCAUGUCCGCCGUUCUAGACUUCAUCGAGGAGACCGACACCCCAACACUCAUGGUUAGCACCUCCGACCACGAGACCGGUGGCCUCGCCACAGCCCGACAGCUCCAUGCCGCAUACCCAGACUAUCUCUGGUACCCCGGCGUCCUUGCCAACGCUUCACAGUCCGCCAGCCAUACCGCCCAUGAGUACCAUGUCCACCUCGACAAGCGCAGCGCAGCAGACGGCGACCCAAACACAGACCCCAACAGCGAGAACCUGAACAAAUACCUAAAAGUCCUGCUCAAGAACAACCUUGGCAUCCACGAUCCUUCCAUUGAUGAAAUGGAAGCUUUGGUCACAAAGCCUGACACCUCUGCCUACACCUUCGCCGACAUGGUAUCGCGCCGUGCACAAACUGGCUGGUCGACCCAUGGACACAGUGGUGCGGACGUCAACAUCUACUCCUCGGAUCCGGAAGCUGCCGCAGCACUACAAGGUAACCACGAAAACACCGAGGUGGGUGAGUUCCUGAGGAGCUAUCUGGACCUGGAUGAUGAGGUCGAGAAAGUUACGAAUGAGUUGCGGGAGCAUGCAAAGGUGAAUGAGAUGGGCUUCCUGGGGAGAAGACCGGAGGAGGAUGAGAGGUUGGAUGGGCAGGACCACCGUGACCACUAUUCAGGUGAUCACAAGACUAAACGGCAUUUGAGUUCGUGUGGGUGUGCGAAGUAA